AUGUUUCUCGUGGUAUUAUCAUCAGAUUCUGAAACUUCGAAUGAUGGAAAUGAAAAUACGACAAUGCAAUCAACUUCAAUAAGUUCAAUAUCAGGAAUAUCUAAUGUGUCAUCAAACAGAAACAAUAAUCAAUCAAUAUCUCAUGUACAAAAUACAGAAGGGGAAAUAAUAAGUGAUAAAAGUGUAUCUAUAACGAAAUCUGAAAUCAAUGGAGCUAUAUUACGACGUAGAUCAUUAAAAAUACAGGAUGAAACUGGCAUUAUCAACGUUAUAAUAUGGAAUAAUAAAAAUGAAGAAAUUCCAGAAAAUGCAAUAAAUAAACAUAUACGUGUACGAAAUGGUAGAGUUAAUGUAUAUAAUGGUUCCAUUAAUGCAUCUGAUAGUCGUAAUCUUAUCAGAGCUUUUGACGAAUUUAAUACUUUUGCAUCAUCUUUCAGUCUUUACCGUACAGAUAAAGCAGCAUAUUAUCGAUCUGUUUUAAAUACUUUAUGGAAUGGUCCAUCAUGUUAUUUUAGACAACUAGUAAGAGGGGAUGUUAAAUGUGAAAAUCCCUGGUUAUCAAUUGUUGCAGCUGCUCAUCCUGGGACAAUUAUAAAUAUAUUGAAGGAAGAAAAUAAUCAAUUAGGAGGAGAUGGUUUAUUUGCUAGAUUUGUAUUUUCUGCUCGAAUUUCACCAGAAGAUGUUCAUAAGCGUCGUAAACGUGAAGCGGACAGUAUUACUGGAGAAUAUACACCAGAAUCUUAUGGGUAUCCAAGUCUUACUCAUAUUAUGUACUUCAUUUAUCUUAUGCAUCAUAAUGAAGUUUUAAAAUUAAAAAUUUCUGAAGCUGCAAAUGAAAUUCUUAUACGGACACAUAAUGAAUACAAUAAUACAGUAAUAGAUUUUCAAGGUUAUGAAGAUAUAAUUUGUACAUUGUUUUCUAAAUCACGUGAUCAUUUAUAUCGCAUUUGUGGUUUACUACAUUUAUUUCAUCAAGCAUGUGUUUAUGUUUUAAAAGCUAGACCACAAUUGGAAUAUUUAGUAUUUGAUGAUACUUCAGCAGAGUCAAUACAACAAAUAGUCAAGCUAGCGCAAGAAAAUAUAAAUGAUUAUUUAACUAUUUCAUCUGAUAUAGCUCAAACUGCUGUUGAACUUAUGAAGUUUUAUGUUGAGACAAAAAAACUUUUGUAUGGAUUUCCUUUAAACAAUCAUUCAUCCUCAGAAGAAACACAUAUUGGUCCUUCUGCAUCUCAAGAAAUAAAUAUAGAAAAACCAAAUGAACAAUUAAAUGAUUCAUUAUCUAAUAGUAAUAAUAGUAAUAAUAAUAAUGAUAAUAAUAAUGAUAAUAAUAAUGAUAAUAAUAGUGUUCUAACUAGUACUAGCAUUCUUAGUAAUAAUAGUAAAUUUUCAUCGUUACUUUCAUCACUUUGUCCUUUUGAUGGAGCAACUAUGGAUGCAAUUAUCGAAAAAAUAUUAUUUUAUCAUAAUCGAAUAAUAUCAAGUAAUCGAGUGGCACAGAUAUUACGCCGUCCUAAUGUUAAUAGUCAGAAUGUGAAAAAGGUUUUUAUAUUCUUGACUAAUUGUCAAAUGGGUACUUAUACAAUCGAAAAACAAAAGAAGGGUAAACCUCGAUCGUUAUUUAUUAAAGCUGAUCUUCCUGAAGAUAAAGAAUCAUUCAAAUAUAAAUCAAUGAUAGAAUUUUUAAGUGAUUUUCAUCUAACACCUGAUGAAUAUAUGAAACGUCUCCAAAAUAUUUCACAAACUUUGAUUGUCUCAACAAACAAUAUUGCAGCGGGAAGCAGUACCUCAACAACAAAUUAA
This is a messenger RNA of Rotaria sp. Silwood1, 1800 nucleotides long. NCBI's taxonomy places the organism in Eukaryota, Metazoa, Rotifera, Eurotatoria, Philodinida, Philodinidae. The record is from the annotation of a GenBank genome assembly.